Molecule: messenger RNA, 1038 nt
Organism: Mollisia scopiformis
Lineage: Eukaryota; Fungi; Ascomycota; Leotiomycetes; Helotiales; Mollisiaceae
Exons: 4
Coding region: 141-791 (216 amino acids)
Source: RefSeq, a predicted model, not a curated record
AGACAGCUUCGCCUCCUCACGCAACCCCCGACACUCCACCUUCCACGACCGAGAAGCAAUGGAGGCCACGCAGGCAAGGGGCCUGUGGAAUGUGCAAGCUGAAGAAAAUUCGAUGUGUUCGAAGGCAAUGGUGAUAACCCAUGUUUGAAUUGCAAGAGUGCCAUUACCAGCAGCCCAGAAAACGUCAACCCGCCAAGAAGUCUAUGGGAUCGGCGUCGUCCAAGAAAUUCCCAGAAUCUCAAUCGCAGCCUGACGACACUAGACAUUCCACAGCCGAUGUCCUGGCUGAGCCGCCAAAUGACACCCAUUGCUGGCCAGUAUCAGCCUCCUCGUCAACGGGAACCUUCAGCUCUCCUCUAGAGAAUCGGUCAGGUAAUAAUCUGCAAGGGCUAGAUUCUCUCUCGGAAACUCAAAACUUUAUACGAACCUGGUCUGAAAAUUCUCCCUGGGGCCUCCCGAGAGAGGUGGGAAAUGCCACCAGCCUAACCUCAGCACCACCGCCUACGGAGAUGAGCAGCGUACCUGAUUCAAAUGUAUCACUUUGGCCGCUUUUCACUACAGACGCUGAGUGGCAAUUGGAUUUUGACGACCAAUUAACCACUCUGCCCACUAGCGCGGUCAAAGGUGCAACACCAAUUGCAGUGAAUGACCUAGAUUUGUCUCAGUCGUAUAAUCAACCGAUACAGGACUCUGAGUCGUCGGGCCUUUCAAGAGGAUUGAUCGAGUAUCUCAAUCUCAUCGAGAAGGUAAGCGCUAAUGCGACAAUCUUGGUCAAACGUAUUAUCAUUUAAUCAUAUUCCUAUGAGUUAGGCUAGCCCCACGAAAAACUUUCCAGAUCCCAUACCCAGCGUCGACUAUUCUCUCAGCGCAGUAUUCUCAGUACAGGAUCGAGAGCUAGGUCAUAUAAGCAGCUCCAAACGGGACGAAAUAGUUCGGAUUUUCAAGAGGCUAUCUACGAUAAAGAUUCCACCGUCGUUCAUGGACCUUGCCAAUGAGCCGUGCCACGAUGGUUUUGCCAGCUGGUACAGGAAUAAUGAA